AUGGCUGGGGCCAUCACUGGAUCUUGGUUUCCGACUGGAUUUCACGGACAUGCCCGCAGUAAAUCGAGAAAUGAUAUAUUUCAAGAAUACAGACUCCAGGCCAAACCGCCCCCUCCCGAGAAACUUCUAAAGCGACUUCGGGAAAGCCCUUUGAAACAUAACUUUUCCAAGCACGAUAGUCGACUGGUGUUCUACGAUGGUGCCACAUAUAUGGAGAAUAACAAGGGUAAAAGUCGGGCCAAAAGUGCUUUUGGAAGAAGCAGAGAAUUUAACAAAGAUUUAAUUUCCUGGAUUCCAACUCAGACCGAGGGCCCACAGCAGUGGCCAUUAAUAUCCACAUAUCAAGCGGAUUUCUGGCAUCACAGAAAUGCACAGUCUGCAGCAGUGAUGAUCCCUCAACUGCUUGUCCCCCGUGUUCGGCGGCUGAUCACUGCCGCCCAUCCUGAGUCGGAAACGAUGCAGACCACGUAUCGCCAGUACUAUGGGCACUGCCAGCCGAAUCCAAAGGUGCACACAAAUGUAUACACUGGGGAAGUGCAGAGCAAGCCCAUGGAAACGGAAGCAUCGUUUGUCUAUGUCAAUCCAAAGCCGAAGCUGGCAAAUGGUGAAUGGAGACCGAGAUCCUCCCCCUCAGAGUGCUUCACUGUUGCCGACUGUCUCUCGUGGUAUGUCCCACAAACAAGUGGAACGGCCAACUGAAAACUUCAUGGGUGCUAACCAACACAAGGAAGGAAACAAAAGUGACCACAGUGUUUACAUAAACUUUGCUAAUUCCGAUGCAAAACAUUUAUUUUGCCUAUUAUAAUUCACUCUUUAAUUGUAUGGGAUUUUCCCCAGUAGCCUUCUAAUUGUGAGAAAUCAUUUACAAGUAGUCCUUAACUAUUGCUUAAUACUUACUCUAUUCUAAUUGCUCCAACGAUGUUGGGAUCUUUUGUUCUUUGACUCUGGUGUUUUCAUAGGUUUCCUGGAAAAGUGCCCACUAAUUUAGUGCUGAUUUUCCAACCAACUCAGAGGGAGGUGUGAGAAUUGGCAGUAAAUAGCAGCGAGUCCACUAAAUGAAAUACUUGCAUUAUGUAGCGAUUUUAAAGACAUCUCAAAUGUCAUGCAGUCAAUGAAGUGCAGUCACUGGGUUAACGAAUGAAAUAUUCCAGCCAGCUGGUGCCGAGGAAGCUCCCACCAACAGCAAUGACAUAGUGACUAGAUAACCCCCUUCAAAUAAUAUUGAGUGAAGGAUAAAUAGUAGCAAGAUCACCAGGGAUGACAAGCCUGCUGUUCUGUGGAAAAGCAUCAGGGAAUCAUUAACAUCUGCUUGAAAGGGCAGAUGAUUAUUUGGUUUAUCAUCUCUUCUGAAAUACCUCUGACAUUGCAGUGUUUCCAGCACUCGGUUAAAAUGGCAACUGGAUCGUUGUGCUCAGAAGAGUGAUCUGAGCCUGAGCCUUUUGAUGCUGUUUGUGUAGGCCAGGAUAUUGUACUGCAUCUGGCGAUGUUAUACUUGACAUGAGAUUUGUUCGCUUGCACAGGGAUGCUUUAAAGUAAUGAGAUUCAUUUCCUGUACCUUCAAACAAAAUUCAUAACAAACUCAUUCAGUCAUAAUUUUGCAUUAAAUCGCAAACCCGUUCCUUUUGCUUUCUGCAGAGAUUAAUUAAUAUGUGCAUCAAUAAAUAGCAGGUGAAAUCUAUAACUUUAUGUUCUCAGGUAACCACUGUAUGCACAAGUGUGGCAAAUGAGCUUAGGAACAGAUGUUUUAAUUGAAAUAUUUAAAGGCUUUAUCAACUCAAUCGUGAAAUUGCGAGGAAAGGGAAUUUUUGAAUUAGUCGUGGUUGCUAGAAAAUGCUGUUUCGCAUCUGUCUUUCUGUAAAAGCAUUACAUUUUCCUUAUGCCAUCACCAGAAGCGCUCAUCUUUUAUUAAUUUAAAAAUCACAUAUGAUAAUCUGUGAUAUUGUGCUCCAUACACAGCUAUUGAUUUUUUGUCAAUAAAGGUUCACUGAUUAUAGGAUUUAGUUAGAAUGCCUUACUUAUAUGUAAGGAAAGCAAAAUAGGCUACAAACUGAACAUAGUGCUACAAUCACUAAAUACACUGUGACUAGUAUAGAUCGGUAUUGUCUACAGCAGUAUCUUUCCACUGACAGAUUAUACCGAGGCCGUUCUGAAUGGCUAAUUGUGCAGUAAACAUGCAGGCCUGUCUAUCUUUCAUCAGUGUGAGAAAAAGUACCACACAUACAGGAAUCCAAAUAACUAAUCCUCUUGUCUGUAUUUCCUAUGUGCAGAAGAAUGCCUAUGUGGCAUCUCCUUGCUCUCUUGAGAGCCUUUUGUGUAGUUAGUGGGUCGAAUGGAGUUAAUCUGGAGCGGGAAAUAGGUAAUUGACAUAUUUCACAUGUAACAUUUACACAUUAGGAACUGUCUUCACAUUCUUUGAAUAGAAAUCUGUAAGUGCAGGAGUUGAACUCUUUGCCUUGUCGACUUAGAAUUCAGAUUUCUCUUCAUCCUGUCAGUGUUGAAACAGCGUUCUGAAAUUACUUUGUUUGGCUUUUAUAACUUCCAGUCAGUGAUGAGCAGUGCAUGAAUAAUGAUAUCCGUACAAUUGUUUGGUCCGCCCCCCCCCCCCCCCGGGAAUUCUUCAAAAUGCCCAAUUCAUGUAGCGAUUAAAGUGACAACUAUGUGCCCACAGGUUGUGAGUAUUAUUCCCUGCUUCCCCCACUGUACUCUACCUCACAAAACUACACCUGGCAGCUGUGAAGGGGCUCAGAGUAUAUAUUGCUUUAUUUGUGGAUGCCAGCCAAUAGGAUAACUACCAAUCUCUGCUGAAUAUUACAAAGACACAGAGUGCUGGAGUAACUUGAAUGGCCACAAACUGCUGCAGUAACUCAGCGAGUCAGGCAACAUCGCUGUUGAAUACAAUACAAGGGUUUAUUUGUCACAUUGCACAAAAAGUGCAAGUGAAAUGAUACGUCAGCAGCGAUACAGUGAUA
Leucoraja erinaceus (little skate) is the source of this 2969-nucleotide messenger RNA. RefSeq lists its product as uncharacterized. The transcript is spliced from 4 exons. The record is from RefSeq and is a predicted model, not a curated record. The coding region runs from base 1 to 699 and encodes 232 amino acids. NCBI's taxonomy places the organism in Eukaryota, Metazoa, Chordata, Chondrichthyes, Rajiformes, Rajidae.